Seminavis robusta is the source of this 612-nucleotide messenger RNA. NCBI's taxonomy places the organism in Eukaryota, Bacillariophyta, Bacillariophyceae, Naviculales, Naviculaceae. The record is from the annotation of a GenBank genome assembly.
AUGACAAGCACAUUCUGGUCCCGUCUUUCUAUCGUUUUCGUGCUAUUCCACUUGCUGCAUGUAUUUGUAGUGCGUCCUGUGGAAGCAGUGGUGUCAGCAGAAUGCGAACAUGAAACCAAAGUGAUCCAAUCGUACAGUAAUGUACAAGCAGAGCUGCACCUGGCAUUGCACAAACACGUUCAAGGCCAUGUCCUCGACUGCAACUACACGUCCAUGACGGAGUUCAACUGUACCAUUACGUACGACCCCCAAGAAGAAACCAUGGCCCCUUAUCAAGAGUUUUGCGAUCGAGCACAGGGACAAAUAGUCAAGCGAAAAGUAGACCUCAACCAUGUCCUCUUGGGAGUCCUUACGUUCAAUGUGGCCAUAAAGGAUAUUCCUCAAUGCGUGGGUGCCAGCUGCGAUCCCAGCACUAUCGAACAGGACGAUCUUCCCAAUGACAUCUUUGGAGAUUUCAUCAAGGAAAUGUCAGAAGGAGACAUCUGCGACCAAGCUACCGCUAGUUGGGGAGAAUUGGACUUUUGGGGAAACUUUGGAGUUCAGAUUGCUUCUUGGGCUGGAGUUGAUUUGAGAGAUUGUUUUGAUGAUCCAGAAGAUGAUGAAAAUAACUAG